Physcomitrium patens is the source of this 1161-nucleotide messenger RNA. RefSeq lists its product as uncharacterized. The record is from RefSeq and is a predicted model, not a curated record. NCBI's taxonomy places the organism in Eukaryota, Viridiplantae, Streptophyta, Bryopsida, Funariales, Funariaceae.
UAACACAACGAGAUUUGGAGUUAUGUAGAUGAACGAAUGAAUUCUGGUGGCUGUAGUCGUUUUAUCCUUUGUCAAUGCUGAACCGCUGACUGGGCGUUGGUUUCUCUGGUAUCGAAUUGCUUUCGUGUUUGCUAACUGGUACCAAUAGUUGGCUAUGGAGGAGGUGGAAUCGAGGCGUCAGGGCGAUCGCUACGUCGUCUCCGAGGAGGAGAUUGGCAAAUUCAAGAACGAUGGAUAUGUGCACCUUAAGGGAGUGCUGUCGGAGGAUGAAGUGUGUAACCUGGAAAAAGAAUUCAUGGCGUUCGUGAGGCGAGAAAUACAUGUCGAGGGCCGUGACUUCUGCGACAUGUCAGGAGACUACAGCAAGCCCAUGGAGAGCUUCUCCAUCAUCAACAUCAUGCUACCAUCAAAAAUGAAUUUCACAUCUUGUAGGUACAAUCCUCGCCUCAAAGGGAACAUAUAUGAGAAACGAGCUGCAUCCAUCGCGGAACAGUUGCUCGGUUCCGACAUGGUCCUGGACUAUGAUCAGCUCCUUGCUAAACCCCCCAACAAACCGGACGCUGAGUUCAAAUGGCAUCAAGACUUGGCCUACUGGCCAGUCACGAAGGACACGCGCACGGCUUCCUUCUGGCUUGCAAUAGACAAUUCUCGAGUAGAAAAUGGGUGUGUGCAGUUUGUGCCUGGCUCCCACCUGGAAAGCAGUUUACGUUAUCAUGGGCCACUACAUGGUGACCGAGACAAGUCUCACACUUUGGCCGCCACUGUAUCAGAGAAUGACAAACCCAAGCCGGCAGAGAUCAACAGAGGUGACCUUACCGUGCACCAAGAGCGGACUUUGCACGGCUCAGGUGGAAACUUUUCUUCCACCAGUUGGCGAAGAGCGUGGGUUGUGGCGUUCAGGGCACGGGAGACCGUGGAAAAGGAAAGGCAAAUCGGCUUCACCCACUCUCAUAAUGAUAGUCUCAAGGUGUUGAAUGAAGUGGGAAAGGAGACCCAGGUGAUCUAAGUACUGGAACAGGUAUAGUGGUGAAUCUCCGUCACAAGUACCAGGUAGUUGUGAGUUGUAUUUUCUAGUUCGUAAACGAAGUUUGUAUCACUCAGGUGUAGAAACACUGUAAAUAAGAUUGUGGCAAGUGUUUUUGUCCAUCUCCUCUCAUCUCA